This is a messenger RNA of Hyla sarda, 5830 nucleotides long. RefSeq names its product CDK5 regulatory subunit-associated protein 2-like. Gene Ontology annotation, cellular component: perinuclear region of cytoplasm; microtubule plus-end; pericentriolar material. NCBI's taxonomy places the organism in Eukaryota, Metazoa, Chordata, Amphibia, Anura, Hylidae. Gene Ontology annotation, biological process: regulation of mitotic cell cycle spindle assembly checkpoint; centriole replication; microtubule bundle formation. Gene Ontology annotation, molecular function: calmodulin binding; gamma-tubulin binding; transcription cis-regulatory region binding. The transcript has a single exon. Bases 117 to 5813 code for a protein of 1898 amino acids. The record is from RefSeq and is a predicted model, not a curated record.
ACGUAGUCUAUAGCCGUUAGUGGACGCGCACGUAGUCUAUAGCCGUUAGUGGACGCGCUUGUCAGAAAAGAUGGCGGCUGUUUGAAUUCGGCCGUUAUAGCGCCGCCGCUGGCAGGAUGGACGUCCCGACUACCCGACCGAGCUCGGCAAUCACCGGCAGCAGCUCCGACACCGAGAGACAUCAGUACAACAGAGACGACGCUGCAGCUGUGAGAGGUACCGAGAGACAUCUCAUCAUAGCGGAGAAUGGGAGAGACAGGGCUGCUGAGGAGAGCGCCCACAAUGGUGGAGGAGAGGUCAGAGACUGCAGAGAGACCGUCAUGGACGCCUACAGAGACAGCCUGAGAGAGGAGAGCACCCACAAUGGUGUAGGAGAGGUCAGAGACUGCAGAGAGACCGUCAUGGACGCCUACAGAGAGAGCCUGAGAGAGGAGAGCGCCCACAAUGGUGGAGGAGAGGUCAGAGACUGCAGAGAGACCGUCAUGGACGCCUACAGAGACAGCCUGAGAGAGGAGAGCACCCACAAUGGUGGAGGAGAGGUCAGAGACUGCAGAGAGACCGUCAUGGACGCCUACAGAGACAGCCUGAGAGAGGAGAGCGCCCACAAUGGUGGAGGAGAGGUCAGAGACUGCAGAGAGACCGUCAUGGACGCCUACAGAGACAGCCUGAGAGAGGAGAGCGCCCACAAUGGUGGAGGAGAGGUCAGAGACUGCAGAGAGACUGUCCUUGUCUCCUACAGAGACAGCCUGAUAGAGGAGAGUGCCCACAAUUGUGGAGGAGAGGUCAGAGACCGGAGAGAGACCGUCAUGGACUCCUACAGAGACAGUCUGAGAGAGGAGAGCGCCCACCAUGGUGGAGGAGAGGUCAGAGACCGGAGAGAGACUGUCCUGGACUCCUACAGGGACAACCUGACAUCCCUGAGAGAGGAAAGUGUCCACAAUGGUGGAGGAGAGGUCAGAGACCUCAGACACCCCAUCCUGGAUUCCUAUAGAGACAGCCUGACAUCCCUGAGAGAGGAGAGUGCCCACCAUGGUGGAGGAGAGGUCAGAGACUGCAGGCAGGCUGUCCUGGAUUCCUAUAGAGACAGCCUGAAAUCCUUGAGAGAGGAGAGUGCCCACCUCCUAAGCCAUGGUGGAGGUGAGCACACAGAGGUCAGAGACCGGCCCCCAGUACGAGGCCGCAAAGAGACAGUCCCGGAGUCCUACCGAGAUGGUUUGACAUCACUGAGAGAGGAGAGUGCCCGUAGGGGCUAUGACAGAGCCUGGGAUACCAUGUCGGGGUUUCAGAGGGCUCUGUCAUCCACCUCUGAGGGAACCCCCCACCCAGUCUCUGGUUAUGAACGCCUCUCAGUUGACCGGGCUCACACCAUGAAGGACUUUGAGAAACAGAUCACAGAGCUGAAGAAGGAGAACUUCAACCUGAAGCUGCGAAUCUACUUCCUAGAGGAGCAGGUGCAGCGGCGCUGUGAUACCAGCAACGACGAGCUCCACCGCAUGAACAUCGAGCUGAAGGUGGAGCUGGAGAGCCUGAAGCAUGACUUCCAGGAGAAGCACAACCUGCUGGUCCGAGCCUCUAAAGCCAUGGAGAGUGUGGCCGGGGAGCAUGAGGUGGCAGUCAAACUCUUACGUGAAGAUCACCUCAAACACCUGCAAGACAUGGAAGACGCCCAGAGUCAUAAACUACAGCUACUCGAGGACGCAAUUCAACAUGAGAAAGACGAGCUAGAGAAGAUGUGCCUGCUCCUCGACCAGGAGCAGAUUCAGAGAUUUGCUGCUGAGGAACGACUUAUGGCGUUGAAUGAGCAAUAUACGAAGAGCAUGGCGAUCCUGGAGGAGAGAGACUGGAUUAUACAAUGCUUAAAUGACACAGUGCACUCCAAAGAUGCCCUCAUCGCCCAGCUGGAGAAACAAAUCGCCUCCAUGAUGCCAUACAAAGCGUCCGAUGACCAGAUUGGAAAGAACGUCAGUAAUCUGUAUUUAGAGGGUGAUGCCAAAGACUUACCAGGACCCCCUAAAUCGAUACAUAAUGUAGAUGGCAAAGAAAAUGCCAACGAAUGGCAGGAAAAGAUUAAGGAGAUGGAUAAUCUGAUCAAUGAGCUCCAGCAGAAGCUGGAAGACAAUAAAGCUGGGUUAGCAGCCGAAGAAAAAAACACACUGAAAAGGGAUAAAGCUAUACAAGGCCUGACAAUGGCCCUGAAGAAAAAGACGAAGGAGAACAACAAGCUCCAAAGUGAGAUCGACAGACUUGAUGCUGCCUUAAAAGAAGCUGCCCAACAGGCCCAACUCCAAAGUCUCAAAGAAAACAUUCAUCCGGAGUACAAAAAACUGAUCUUCACACUUCAGGCUGAGGAAGACAUCUACAACAGGUUACUGAAGUAUGAGCGAGAGUCAGGGAACCUCCAGAAGGAGCUGGAAUCCAUCGCCAUGUUACGAAGGUGGCUGGAGGGGAAUAUCCAGGCUAACCAGGAACUCCGAAAGAUCAUGGAAGCCCAGAUCAUGGCCAGAUAUAACGGAGAUGACAGCAUGUCAUUACUAGGAGAUCAGACCUCGUACCUAAGCAUUUGUCUCGAUCACCUAAACCAAAAUGAGUAUUUCUUUGCCGGAGGUCCUCAGGGAACAGCUUUAUAUAAAAAUAACACGCAUGAAAUGUUCAACCAUCUAAAGGAAGAAGCCGGAACCCAAACACAAAGCAAUGAUUCUGCCUUACCUGACAAUAAUCUAAUUCAUCAGCAGGACUUAAAGUCAGGGCAGUCAGUAAACGAGCGGAGCCCAUUACCGAGAGAAGACAGUGAGAACUAUGCCCAACCAAUCAGAAACAAACAAAACACAGUCUCCUCUGCUAUGCAGACCGAGCUCAGUGCCGUCUCUGAUAGAUGCUUUGCUGUCAGUGUUUCAAGGCUUCCAGAAGAAAAGGCAGAAAUAAUGUGGACCCUACAAGAUAGAGAACUUCAUAUCCCAUCACAGAGUAACAACACCUGCGAAAACCAAGAUUAUAACUUCAGUCGACGGGCUAAGAAAUCGAGGCUUCCCGUUCUGUUAAAAUCGUCUUUGAAUACGAAGGUGAGGACUGAUGUUGCACUGACUCUUGCUAAAGAAGAUGAGCACAGUUGUCUUCAGAAGGAAUCACAAAUAGAAAACAGCCAGUUCUAUAUCCAGCCAAAAUGUGCCAAGAUGGAGGUUGAGUCAUUUGAAGAAACUAUAGACUACAUACCUGACCUAAACAAUGUAGGCCAAGAGCAGAAGGAUCCUGUAGAGCAAAUUGUACACAGAGAGCUGCAUCCGGAGAAUCACAGGCUCUCAGAAGAGUCAAAACAAACUGAAAGUGAAAGCACAUCACCUAAAGCAAAUGAAAAAUUGUUGAAAUACAAAGUAUCUGACUUAUGUUACUGCAAGAAGAGAGAGUCAACAGAUCGAGCCUUGAAAGAACUACAGGCAGAGAACUACCUGCUUUUACAACAAUUAGAACAAGUUCAAAUGGAGAAUAAGACCCCUAAUCCGAAUAAAGACUUGUUAAGAAAUAAGACACCUGAACAUGAAUUAAGUAACUCCAGGGAUGAUCAGAGGAGGUCAACAGAACAAGUCUUACAUAAAGAAUUACGAGAAGAGAACUAUCAACUCUCGGAGCUCCUAAAACAAGCUCAAGUAGAAACAAAGUCUCCCCAAGCCAAUGAAGAAUUGAUAAAACAUAAGAAGGCUCUGCCUGAUUUAUCUGGGAUCAUUAGUGAGCUAAGAGAGUCUGCAGAUCAAAAGCUGCAGGCAGAGAAUUGCAGGCUUUCAGAACAGCUAAAACAAGCUCAUAUGGAGAUUAAGAUACUUAAAGCUAAUGAGGAAAUGAUAAGAAAUAAAGCUUCUGAAUGUGACUUGAGUAACCCCAAGGAUGAAGAGAAGAAGUUGGCAGAACAAGGCUUCCAAAAAGAGCUACAAGCAGAGAACUAUCAACUCUCUGAACAGGUAAAACGCUCACAAAUGGAGAUUGAGAGACUCAAAGCCAAUGUUGAAUCUAUUAAACAGAAGGAUACUCUACCUGAUUUAUCUGGGUCCAUCAGGGAGCAAAGAGAGUCUACAGAUCAAGAGCUACAGGCAGAGAACUGCAGGCUUUCAGAACAGCUAAUACUAGCACAAAUGGAGGUUGAGACUCUCAGAGCUAAUGAAGAGUUGUGGAAAAGCAGGUCCUCUAAACUUGACUUAAGCCACUCCAAGGAUGAGCAGAGGAAGUCGACUGAACAAGCCUUACAGAAAGAGCUACAAGCAGAGAAUAAUGGACUCUCUGAACAGCUAAAACGAACACAAAUAGAGGUCAAGACGUUUAAAAUUAAUGAAGAAUUGUUGAGAUGCAAGGUCUCUGAAAUUGAAGAAUUGCCUAAUGACAAAGCGGAGUGGAGGACCUCAACAGAAUGUGCCUUACUGAAAGAGCUACAAGCAGAAAAUUACAGACUCUCUGAACAGCUAAAACGAGCACAAAUGGAGAUUGAGACACUUAAAGCCAAUGAACAUUUGAUAAAACAUGAAGACAUUGUACAUAAUCUGUCUCACACCUUCAAAGGCUCUAGAGAUCAGUCACUCCAGAAGGAACUACAGGCAGAGCAGUGUAGGCUCUCAGAACGGUUGAAAACCGCGCAAAUGAACAUUGAGAAGCUCCAAGCAGAGCAACGGUCUACAGGCAGCAGUGAUGACUCUAUGAAGCUUCAUGGUUCGGAUGCAGAUGACGAUCUUUCUGAACAAUCCUUCUUAGAGAAGACAAUCACUAACUUCAAUGUUAUUGAGGUCGACGCCACAUCAGAUUUUGGUGACGAAGUCUGUAGGCCUCAUGUCAUAAGUCACAAUGCCGCUGCACUACGAUGUCAUCAUGAUAGUCACUGUACAGAGUGUGCACACAACAGAGGGAGUCUUCCACUGCCUUCUUCAAAGUCCAAAAGAGCAUCCACACGGCACUCCUCAUCCAAGUUUACUAAAGUCUCCUCUGCAAGGUCAUUUGAGGACACCACUUCUCUUUCAAAGUAUGAUUUGCUGGUGCAGUCUCAAGCACGAGAGCUGUCUCUUCAGAGGCAGAAAAUUAAGGAGAGUCAUAACCUUAGUGUUAUAUGUUCAAAGAAUUUCUACAACCUUUUGAAAGCUUUUGAGAACUUAUUUCCAGUCAGCACCCUGGACUCUAACAUCCCAAUGGGAUUUCAGGAGCAGAUUACUCAGACUAUAGAGUGGCUGAAGGAGUUGGAGUAUAAACUCAGUGACACCAUCUAUGGGGAGGAGGAUGUUUACAGCGACCAUUCAGUUGACAGCUUGCUGUACACCCCAUCUCGUCUGGUCCCUGGACACAGAAUGUGGGCAGACAAACAUGGCUGCCAUGUGCUGGGAUUAGUUGAAGACUAUAAUGCUUUACGCAAGCAGAUUUUGGAAGCAAGGAAUGUGUUACAGGAGACGGAGGCUUUCAUUGACCAUGGGGUACAGACUGCAGUUCUUAAUAUGACUGAACAUUUCGGGAAUAUAUUUUUUGAGAAACUUACAAGAACAAAGCAGUCGCUGGAGGAAGCUGGGUGCUUACUAAAACUGUUGUGGAGAGUUUCCUUACCCUUACAGAUUCACAGCCCAUACAGCGUCAACCAAGACAAAGAACUCAACCUUGAGGUCACCCGGCUUCGAAAGAGGGUUGUAGAGCAAGAAAAAUUGUUGUCCGGCAUGGUCAAGAGAGUCUACUCUGAGAAUCAGAUGAAGGAGGACAUUGAGAAACUCAUUCUGGACCAAUUGGCCGUGACCCAUGACAUUUUAAGGAGAGCCAAAGGCAAUUUGGAGGUCCAGGUGGUCGAUAAACUCCAUUAAAAUCAAUGUCUCAUAAG